UUCACCAAGAUCCAUGGAAUAAAGCAAGUCCUUGUACUUUCAAUUUUAUUUUGCCUUUUGUUCAAUCAAAUAGAGUUGUUUGUACUUCACUAUUGUUAUGAUUUUAGUUCAGUUCAGAUAGAGACGUUUGGCAUGGGUCCUUCCUGUAAUCUGACUCUGCAGAGUUAUGAGACGAUUUAGAACACAUUGAUCUGUGGCAAACACACCUUCCUCACAGAGACAACAAAACUAAAUUCCAUACAAGCACCAAGGUAGGCGGAGAAUCUUCCUCUCUUUCCCUCUGAAACAGGGUCUCACUGUGCUCCUGAGGCUGGUCAAACUCAUAACAUAACCAAAGCUGAUGCUUGACUCACUGACGUCCUCCUGUUGCAGCCUGUCAAGUGCCGGGAUCAUGAAUGCGCACUGUGAAGCUCGGAUAGACAGAGAAUUCUCCAUCUUAAAUAGUUGCCGGGACUGAAGAUGGAAGUCUGUUGGUAGAGUCCUUCCCUAGCAUGUAUGAAGCCUGGGUUCAGUCUCCAGCACCACAGAAGCCAAGUGUGGUGAUGCAUGCCUGGGAUCAGAGGCAGAAGGACGAGGAGUCCUUGGGCACAAGUCAAUUUUCAGCUUCAUCUUGAGUUCAAGGCCAGCCUAGGCUACAUGAAACUCUGUCUCAAAAGGAGGAGGGUGAGGAAGGGGGUGUUUGCUUUUUACAAUUAAUUUCGAUUAUAAUUAUGUGAUCGGUUUAGGAACUAAAGUUUGAAACGGAAUAAAAGAAAGCACAAUUUUAUUUUGAUUUUUGCAAAAAAAUUUCUUAUUAUAUUCUGAUCACACUUUCCCUUCCCCUCAACUCCUCCCAGACUCGUUCCACCUCCCCAACUCCCUGUCCUUUCACCCUAUAUUCAAACAAACAAAAAAUAAAAAACACACAUACACACCAAAACCCACAAAAACACACAAAAAAUGGAAACCAAAAUAUACAAGCGAAAGACCAAUAAGACAAAAAAAAUGCUCAAAGAAAUAUGAGAUAAAUGUCUAUAAAGCCACCACUGACUUCACUCCUGGGCAUGGGACCUCCCCUUACAUGCGGUUAAUACACUACGUAGUGAGAAUCCAUCGGAAAGAACCAACGUUUCCUUUGCCAUAGGAAUCAAUUGCAGAUAGCUUCUUGGUCAGUGCUGGGAGCCCAGGUCCAUUUCCCCCUCUCAGUUCUGGAACCCUGUUUGGCUUGAACCUGUGCAAGCCUUGAGUUCAUAUGUACAUCAGUCCUGUUUUAUCUUGAAGAGUUUCCUUGGAGUCAUCCAUCCCUUUUGAUUCUUACAAUUUUUCAGCCUCUUAUUCUGUACUGAUUCCCAAGCUUUGAGGGAAGGGGUUUGAUGAAAACAUCCUACUUAAGACUAAGUACUCCAAAAUCUCUCACUCUCUGCACACUGCCCGCUGUGGGUCUCUGCGUUAGUUCCCUUCUACUAGAAGAAGAAGCCUCUCUGACAAUGGCUGAGCGAGGCACUGAUAUAUAAGUAGAAUUUCUAAUUAUGCAUGUAUUAAACAGAAAGUAUAACUCUGGAGCCGUGUUUUUGAAAUGGAAAAAAACCGCACUGUGGAAGCAAUUCAAAGCUAAUUGAAGCUGAGUCUGUUCUCAGCUUUGUUUUGCAAAAGGCCUCGGCCAGUCUCUGCCAUUAUUUCAGUGCCCUGGGGAGAAAUACAGCACUGGUUCUAAAGAAAUGAUGGCAGGGGCUGAAGAGGCAUUAAAGGGAUGUGGCAACUCAGUGAGGCUCAGCCUGAGUCACUCAUUAGGAAACGUCAAGCCACCACAUCCUUCCCCUGCCGAGGCAGGGCAAGUUCCUGCCCACACAGUGCAGGCUGGACGUUUCUCAGACUCUCACUUGCUGCUAAUACAUGGAUCAGAGGGAAAUCUGCUCUGUGACUUUGCACACUUGGUAACGUUCCAUAGUCGGGUUUCAGGACAUGAAAGUUAAGGUCCUUAUCUUGAUUGCUGCCAGGCUGCUGCUCCUGCCGGCCACUUUUUGCCAGAGUGGUAUAAAAAACAUCCCAGAGAACUCAGCCAAGCCAACCUUAACUAUUAAGACCUUUAAUGGAGAGCCCCAUACCUUUGAAGACUUCCCGCUUUCUGACAUAGAGGGCUGGACGGGAGCCACUGCAACUGUAAAACUGAGAUGCCCCGAGGGGAGUAUUUCAACUCUCCUUGUGAACAAUGCUACCAUGGGGUACCUGAGAAGCUCCUUAAGUACCAAACUGAUACCUGCCAUCUAUAUCCUGGUGUUUGUGGUUGGUGUGCCAGCGAACAUUGUGACCCUGUGGAAACUUUCCACAAGGACCAAAUCCAUCUGUCUGGUCAUCUUCCACACCAAUCUGGCCAUCGCAGACCUCCUCUUCUGUGUCACGCUGCCGUUUAAGGUCGCCUACCAUCUCAACGGGAACAACUGGGUGUUCGGAGAGGCCAUGUGUCGGGUCACCACGGUCAUCUUCUACGGCAACAUGUACUGCUCCAUUCUGAUCCUCACCUGCAUGGGCGUCAACCGCUACCUGGCCACCGUCCACCCUUUCAUGUACCGGAAGCUGCCCAAACGCAACUUCACUUUGCUCAUGUGUGGCUUGGUGUGGGUGAUGGUUUUCUUAUACAUGCUGCCCUUUGCCAUCCUGCAGCAGGAGUACCAUCUCGUCCAGCCAGAGAUCACCACCUGUCACGAUGUCCACAGCACAUGCGAGUCCCUGUCUCCCUUCCAGUUCUAUUACUUCAUCUCCUUAGCGUUAUUCGGGUUCCUCGUUCCCUUUGUGGUCAUUGUCUACUGCUAUACAACUCUCAUCCGCAAACUUAACGCCCAGGACCGCAGAUGGCUGAGGUACAUCAAGGCAAUUCUCCUCAUCCUUGUCAUUUUCACUAUUUGCUUUGCUCCUACCAACAUUAUACUCAUAGUCCACCAUGCCAACUACUAUUACAACCACACUGAUAGCUUGUACUUUAUGUAUCUGAUAGCUCUGUGCCUGGGUAGCCUGAACAGCUGCCUAGAUCCAUUCCUUUAUUUUGUCAUGUCAAAAACUCUAGACCAGCUUACUUCUUAGCCAACGAGGGCAAGAUCGUCUUAGAGAAAAUAUACACGCUUGGGCUGACUUGUGCAUGACACCAACAGCUCAAUUUUUAUCUUUGUUUUAAUUUUUUUUUUUAAGACAGGGUCUCACUGUAUAGUCCUGGCUAGCCCAGAACUCUCUAGACCAGGCUGACCUCAAAAAACCUGCGAUUGCCUGCCUCUGCCUCUUGAGUGCUGAAAUUAAGGGCACACACAACCAGGCCUGGCAAGAGUUCCAUUUCAAAGCUCCUAUGAAAUAGUGCUUCAGACAUCAAAUGCUGUAAAAUUAUUAGGAUUAAAAAUACUUCGCCAGUAUUUUAAGAAUGCCUUAAUCUUUCACAAAACUAUCAUUAUUCUCCUUGUGACAACUGACAGGUUUCUAUUUGCCUCCUUUAUUCUCCAAGCUUUAAAUUCCCCCUUUCCUCCAGUGACUAGCACUGCCAUCCUGGGGAUUUAGCAUUACUUGUGGUUCUUUGAACAGUUACACUGUCCCUUGCUGGGAACUUGUCUUUAUCCCACCUCUGUCUUAACCGGGUGUCCUCACCGCUGGCCGAGCCUUCACUUCACCUUCUCUGAGUAUCUUCCUGAAUACAUCAGGCAAACACUUCCCUUGACCCCGCACGGCUCCUACAGUGACAAACCCGAGGGUGGCUUUCCUGGCCAGUUCCCUAACGUGGCCUGUGAAGCCAUGCACCAGGCCUGCUGGCUUCACCACCUGUCUUUCCUUCCCUUUCCCGCUGCCCCCGUGAAAGCCCAUUCUAGCCUCUCUGUUCUAAUCUGUUCCACUUUCCACGUCUUUAAAGGACUGUUCUUCCUUUACUCUCAAACUAGAAGUGUCAUUUUCUUCAUCUGGGUUUCUAAAGCACUUUCUUAUAAUUAUGGCCCUUCUAUACAAACAAGCCUGCUAAACUCAUUUGCAUAAGACUAUGAAGUUUUCUAUGUCAUAAGAUCACUGUGCCUACAAGCGUCACACCCGCAGACUCAAACAACCACAGAUCAAAAACACUUGUAUGGAAAGAGUUCUAUGAGCUGAACGUGAACGGACUUUCCUUGUUCCCGACACAGCGCAGCGUCUUUGGGCAGCAUUUAUCCUGCAUCACUCUUUAUACAGCAUCUGCACUGGAUUAGGUGUUGCUACAGUCCUCCAGAAGUGAUGUGAAAUGAAUGAGAGGAUGCGAAGGGGUUGUAGCCAAGCACAGUACCAUUGCUACAGGGAUUCGGAAUCUGUGCAGCUCAGCGUCUGCAGGGGUCCCGGAAGCCACCUGGGAGGGAUGAUAGAGAAGGUGGUGUCUGUCCUCCCCACUUUGAGGUUCUCGUGGUCAUUCCAGAGUCAUGCCCUGUGGGGUCAGCUUCAUCCUUUGUAUAGCUUUGUGGCUGAAUGACCGAAUAAAACCCCAAUGCAUCUAAGCCGCACAGAGGUCUACUCAGUGCAAUCUGACAAGCCAGCAUAGCCCAUAUGACAUGAGAUGACAUCAUUUCUGAUUAGACUUGUUUACAAAAAUAAGGAAGCUAAACAGCAAUACCCUCAUAAAGUCAUUUAGCAAUUUAUUUGUUUUUGUUUUGUUUAGUUUUUGGCGACAGGGUUUUUCUGUGUUGCUUUGGCUCCUGUCCUGGAACUAGUUCUUGUAGACCAGGCUGGCCUCGAACUCACAGAGAUCCGACAACCUCUGGCUCCUGAGUGCUGGGAUUAAAGGCCUGUGCUACCACACCACCUGGCUAUUUAGCAAUUUAAAUAAUGUCUCCAGCUACUUCCACCCCCCCUUUGUUUUAAUGGGAAAUGGUAUUAUAUUAUAAAUCUCCAGAUUAUUCCUGUAGAUAAGCCGAGGGAACGAAUGGGAGAAGUGAUGUCGGUGGCUAAUGGGGGAGCGUCACUAGUGACUAAAAAUGGACUUGAGGGAACCUCUGAGCAAGCAGUAUUGCUGGGCUGAAGCUGUAAGACUUGUUAUAAUCCACUAAACAAUAAAAAUACAUCUUAAGCGAACAUUGUCGAGAAUAUAUAGCUUCUUGUUUCAUCAAACUUGGACAUGCAUUGACCUGAAGGCCUCCAGGUCCACACCUCACAGGGACCCUUGCCUGCCCAUAUUUCCUACAGCAUCAUUCACAUCAGCUAAAUAAAGAACCUGGCAGGAGCCCAGCAACAGAGGAGUGGUUAAGGCAAGCUCUGGAGAAAGUGUCCUUUCCUAGCAAGCAUUUUUACCCUUAGAGGAGGAAGCCAUGCCAUUUGCAGGAAAAUGAGAACAUCUGGAGAUCAUCGUAUUAAGCAAAUUAGGCCAUCUCAGAGUAUACAGAAAAAAAAAAUAUUUUUCUCUCUCUCACCCUUUGUGGGGCCGAGAUUUUAUACAAAGAAACAAAGUCGUGUAUAUGUGCAUGUAUAAAAUGACAGGGGUGGACUGUCUAAGGAGGGCAAAGGGGAAGGGGAGGGUCAGAGCUGAUAGUAGGCAUGAGGGGGAUAUAUGCUCAACAAACAAUAGAUCCUUGUACAAAAGCAUUACAUUAAAAGACUUUACAAGGCUACAGGACAGCUCAGUGGGUGACACUUGCUACCAAAUGUGACACGCGCGAUCUCCUUAACCCACCCUGUGCAAGAAGAGAACCGAUGCCUGCAGGUUACCCCCUGACUCUACAGGAAGUCUGUCACUCACACACAAAUAAAAGACAUAAAUAAGUGUAACGAAGUAAAAGUCAGAUAAACCUUAAGCAAUUAAAAUCAAUCUCAAGCAAGCUUUAGGAGUCUAAAAACCUCAGAGAAAGGAGUUCAUUUUGAGAGCUGAGCCAUUAGCUGCAGUAGUUUGUCCUGGUGGAACAGGACAGUGUUAACUAGUUGAAGGCAUACACAAAUCCGGCAUGGUGGCACACAUCUGUAAUCCCAGCACUUGGACGGCCAGCCUGGUCCACAGAGCAAGUUCUACUUAUAUAGUAAGGCCCCGUCUCAAAAACACAGGAAAACAAAUCCAAACCAAACCAACCAAGCAAACAUGAAAACCAAAACCAAAACAACAAAGUAUUAGGUUUCAUAGCCAGGACAAACAGCCGAGGUGCCUACUUAAUAUAUCAAAGUAGACCUGGCCUUCAGGUUCUCCCUGAAUCCUUCAGUCUCUACCUGUUAUGGGGGCCCUCCUGGCUGGCACACCCACCCCCUACCCUAAAUUCCCCCAGCUGCCCUUCCUUAUAUAAUCUAACCAUUUUGGUUAUCUGGUCUUCUAGUGUACUCUUUUGGGGUCUCCUGGCUGCUGCAUCUGGUUCCUCCCUCUCCCUUGCCCCUUUCCUCACAUGGCACAGCUCAGUCUGGCCAUGUUCACCCUGGACUUUCCCAGAUGUCCCUGCUUCUGACUGUGCUCUCCCACCUCUGUGUAAUAAACUUCCUCCUCUACCACACCUAGGGCUAGUCAUGUCCUUUCUUUGCUUCUUAUUUUUUUUUCAAAAAGGCACUCAAUUUGUGUGUGUGUGUGUGUGUGUGUGUGUAUAACCAUCAAGAACAAAUCCAAAUUUUUUUGUUUUUGUUUUUUUCAAGACAGGGUUUCUUUGUAGCUUUGGAGUCUAUCCUGGAACAGGCUCUUUGUAGACCAGACAGGCCUCGAACUCACAGAGAUCCACCUGACUCUGCCUCCCAAGUGCUGGGAUUAAAGGCGUGUGCCACCACCACCUGGCUAAAAGAUCAGGAUGAGAGAAAAAUUAUGGAUUGUGGCUGGGGACACAGCUUAGCGGAAGAAGGGCACAUGUCUUGUAGGUUUGAUCCCCAGCAGUGCCAUGGAAAACUAAUCUAUUAAGGUCAUUUCUGGUCUUUCCUUCUUGCUGUAAGGAGCAUCUUUCCCCACCUGUCAUGAUAUCCAUUGUAUGUGCUUCCCAGUCAGGUGCACAGUCAUGGCAAUCACCUUUCAAAGAGGGCAGGGAAGCAACCACAGGAGUCUUCAAUAAUCCUUAAACAGGCUUCUGUUUGUUUUGUGUUGGACUCUAUAGUAAAUGCUAUAGCUACACACAUACACACAAAAACCAUACACUCAGGGCUGGAGAGACGGCUCAGCAGUUACAAGCCCUGGCUGCUCUUCCAGAAGGCCAGAGUUGGGGUUCUAGCACCCUCAUCAGGCAGCUCACAACUACCUGCAACUCUGCUUCCAGGGGAAUCCAACACCUCUGGUCUCUGAGUGCAUUCUCUGCACGCAUGGACUCAUAUGGACAGGCAGAUGCACAUAAUUAAAAACGAGAACUCUUAAAAAAUAAAAACAAAUGCAUGCAUUUACAAUAUCAUUAAUAUACUGCCAUAUAAGAACACAUGCAUGUAUCUCGUAUUCUUGUUUAACUCAUUUUGUAAUACCUCAGGGCAGGUAUGAUCCUAAUUUUAUGCAUGUGAAAAUGAGCAUAUGGGGAUACGGCGGUCUGUCUAAGGUCAGUGAGCCAGGAUCUAAAUGGUGCCUGCCUGUCUCCAAAGCAAGCAACUUUCUCUCUCAAUGCUGUUAUUUUGCUGUCUGCCAUGGACACAGUUAUUUAACUCCUGGUUCAUUAUCUCAGAACUCGUGAUGAUGGUGAAAUGAUUCAGGGCUAUUAUAAGAAUUAAACAAGAUAUGUUUAACUACCACUGUCAUGCCUGCAAACAGGAGCUGCUCGGUCCACACGUGCUCUAAGCAGAGUGCUUUUCCUGCUUUAGAGGGGGCAGAUCCUGGGCUCUGAAGGUGUACACGGGGGGGGGAGCUACCCAGUCCUCCCAGCGGGGUGUGCACCUGAGAAUACGGAUGACAGAAAUGGCUACUGUACCUGGCAGCCUCACUUCUAUUCUUGGGCAACAGGUUCUGUAAGUCUCAACACUCAGCCCAGUAUCUUUCCAAGAGCAUUAAGUCUUCCUGAGACACCCCUCAAUGUAAAUUCAGAUGUGAAUAACAUCACUGCUCUUCAAGAGGACUCCAGGCAAGUGCCCUCCCAUGCUCAGAACAGAGUAUAAGGAUAUCAUCCAUCGGGCACUGCCCAUACCAUGCCAACCUCCUCAUCCACCUUCCCAACCACCUCUUCUUUCUCCUUUAGGCGCAGUUACUGUUCUAGCUCCAUGGCAACUGCUCAAGGUUCUGAGCACAAUAUCUCAACCCUGAUUCUCUCCUGCUCUCCUACCACUCCCUAUGAAACAGUGAUGCACCAGCAAGUUCCUGACCAUCUAGACCGUAAGGACAGAAAACUUUCAAAUAGCAUCACGUGUCCUCUGCAGUGCCUGCCCCCACCAGAUGUUGCACAUGGCAUUGAUACACAGGAAAUGCCCAUGGAACUGCACUCUGGAUAAGACUUCACCUACAACUGCAUAUUCAGUGGAGGAGUAGAAGUGAUCGCUCUGGGUUUGGACUUUUCUCUAAUGCUUGGUACCAGGAAAACAGCCUUGUUGUUUCCAUCCUCAUCAACUGGGAUAAAGCUCAUCAGAUUUAUGACAAAUGGAUCAAAAGUCUUCCCUCUUGCAAACAUCCAUA
Messenger RNA from Alexandromys fortis (reed vole), 8506 nucleotides. It is a transcript of the gene F2rl2, whose product is annotated as coagulation factor II thrombin receptor like 2. Lineage: Eukaryota; Metazoa; Chordata; Mammalia; Rodentia; Cricetidae. The transcript is spliced from 2 exons. Gene Ontology annotation, biological process: phospholipase C-activating G protein-coupled receptor signaling pathway; positive regulation of Rho protein signal transduction; thrombin-activated receptor signaling pathway. Gene Ontology annotation, cellular component: plasma membrane. The record is from RefSeq and is a predicted model, not a curated record. Gene Ontology annotation, molecular function: thrombin-activated receptor activity. The coding region runs from base 1942 to 3057 and encodes 371 amino acids.